AGAAGAGAAAGAGUACCCACAACACAAAGCUCUCUCUUUCUCCGCUCUGAAUCUCUCUCUCUCUCUCUAGUUCGUCUUCUGUGAUUUUACCUUCUUCGAAAUCAUUCGCUGCUCAGAGAUUAGGUUUUUGUGAAUGGUGGAAAUCUUAAGGAGUACCAAUUUGAUGCGCUCGCUUUACCAAUCGCGAGCGAGCGCGCUUCUCCCUUUCUCCGCCGCUUCUGCUUUCGCUUUCGGCUCCUGCAAGGAAGGCUGGUACUACCGCUGCCUCGGUCUCGACCCCUGAGCCACCUUCGCCCACUUCGAUUCCCUUUUUCUUUUCUUACACUUUUAUCUUUUUCCCUCUCUUUCUCUCUUCUUUGGGUUUUGGUUUCGUCGCCGAUUGUUUUUUCGGUGGAUUCCGGUCGAUCAUUCUAGGGAUUUGGAUUUUUUUUAUUUUUGGGGAUUUUUUUUUGGAAAAAAAAACAAAAAAUUGUGUGAGUGAGUGAUUAUUCACGAUGUUGCACUACAAGCAGAAGAAGAACCAGACUAGCAAGGGCAACCGGCUCUUGAUCAGCGUCACCGUGCUUGGUAGCGCCGGACCUCUUCGGUUCGUCGUUAACGAGGAAGAACUCGUCACUGCCGUCAUCGACACCGCCUUGAAAUCCUACGCCCGCGAAGGCCGUCUUCCGAUUCUUGGCUCCGAUCUUAAUGACUUCCUUCUCUACUGUCCCAAUGCUGGAACUGAUGCUCUGGGUCCUCUGGACACAAUUGGGUCGCAAGGAACUCGUAACUUCAUGCUGUGUAAGAAGCCACAGCCGGUGAAGAGGUCGGAGGAGAACGAUAUGCUUAGUGUCAAGGAAAGUGUUCCUUCUGCUGCUCGCAAAGGAAACGGUACUUGGAAGUCAUGGCUCAAUAAAUCCCUUAACUUGAAGAUUUCUUCUCAUUGAAUCAAACCAAUUGAGAAACUUUAUGUCAAUUUCGAUUUGUCAGUUCUUUUUUCCUUUUUCUUUUUGGGUAUUUGGUCAAAUUGUUGUUCUUAUUUGAUUUUCAUGAUAAUGAUGAUCAAUAUGUUAUUUUGAUUUCUUAUUUCUUUGCCAAUUGUGUUUAGUUGGUUUUUUUGAAACUGGAUGUAAUUUCUUUAAAGAAUAAAAGUGAUCAAGUUCUUCAUA
This is a messenger RNA of Humulus lupulus (European hop), 1148 nucleotides long. RefSeq lists its product as uncharacterized. The transcript is spliced from 2 exons. The record is from RefSeq and is a predicted model, not a curated record. NCBI's taxonomy places the organism in Eukaryota, Viridiplantae, Streptophyta, Magnoliopsida, Rosales, Cannabaceae. Bases 495 to 926 code for a protein of 143 amino acids.